CCUUCAAAUUCAAUUGGACCAUUGCCAGUCUCAACUCAACCUCUGCAAAACGCGUCCUUUUACCCUUUUUCUCUUCCUUUUCCUUUCCUUUCUUUUCUUUUCUUUUUUACCCCUCUUCUUCUACGUCGAGUAGUCGCCAAGGAGGAGGAGCGUAGUUAGCAGCAGAGCAGUUGUAUUCUUGUCAUAAGCAGGCACCAUCCAUCGGACAAAGAAACCUGCGAAAACAAAUGCAGACAGCACAGCAAUCCCCCCCCCCUCCCCGCUGGGCGGCAUUAUUUAUUACGUGAAUGAAUGAUAAUUUGAUUGCUUGAUCCUGACGCCGCUGCAGAAACACUUAUCCACAGACACAAGAAAAAAGAACAAGGAUCACGUUCUGCAACCCCGAAUUAUAGUAGUAGUAUAAUAUAGUCGCCCAGGAUCAGGAUCAUGGCCACCACCUCUGCCAGUCUUCCCUCAAGCAAGUCUUGCGAUGCUAUAAAGCAAAUGGAGAUUGAGCCCCUGUGUUCUCCUACUGGUUCCACCUCUUCUACCCUCGACCACCUCCACCCCAGGCGGAGACCCAUAAAGAAGCCCUUGUCAGCGCCAGCGCGUCAACAAUCCUUUAGCCGUGAAAUGCGCCACGCCGCCGCCGAGACUUAUCUGCUCACCACCCUCAGCUUCAAGCUUCUUUCUUACCUCGGGGUGGGCUACCGGUGGAUCAUGAGACUCAUAGCUCUUGGGAUUUAUGCCAUGUUACUCAUGCCAGGAUUUCUCCAAGUUGUAUUUUAUUAUUACUUUUCAAGCCAAGUUCGUCGAAGUGUCAUUUAUGGAGAUCAACCAAGAAACAGGCUGGAUCUACAUCUGCCUCCAAGACAAGAUUGCAAAAAACCUGUUGUGAUAUUUGUGACUGGUGGAGCCUGGAUCAUAGGAUACAAAGCAUGGGGUUCUCUCCUAGGGCAGCAAUUAGCUGAAAGAGACAUCAUUGUAGCAUCCCUGGAUUAUAGAAAUUUUCCUCAGGGGACAAUCAGUGAUAUGGUUAAAGAUGUUUCUCAAGGAAUAGCUUUUGUUUGCAACAAUAUCAGUGGUUAUGGGGGUGAUCCAAACAGGAUUUAUCUAAUGGGCCAAUCAGCUGGUGCACAUAUAACUGCAUGUGCUCUUAUGGAUCAGGCAUUCAAAGAAUCUAGAGGAGAGGACGUUGCAUGGUCUGUCUCCCAGAUAAAAGCUUAUUUUGGCUUAUCAGGGGGGUACAAUCUACCCAACUUAGUUGAUCAUUUCCAUUCUCGAGGCCUGUACCGCUCCAUCUUUCUGAGUAUAAUGGAGGGGGAGCAAUCCUUGAAACAAUUUUCACCUGAAAUUCUUGUUCAGGUCUUGAGCUCAAAAGAUGUAGUCUCUAUACUGCCCCAGAUAUUCCUUUUUCAUGGCACUUCAGAUAGUUCCAUACCAUCAGAUGCAAGUAAAGCAUUUGUAGAUGCUCUUAAGAGAGUUGGGGCUCAGGCUGAGUUGAUUUUAUACGAUGGAAAAACGCAUACCGAUUUGUUUCUCCAGGAUCCUCUCAGAGGUGGUAAAGAUGAACUGUUUGACUAUGUGGUUGCCUUUAUACACGCCGAUGACACAGAAGCUCUUGCUAAGGAUGCUGCGGCACGUCCAAGGAGACGGCUUGUUCCUGAGAUUUUGUUGAAGUUGGCGCGCAUUGUCAGCCCCUUUUAAUCCUUCCAGCUGCAUUAUAUAGUAGACCUUCAUGUCUGCGUGACUGAGAAGAAAGUGGCUUCCUCCUCAAAUUUCUGUUGGAGUUGGCUCCCAUUCAAAGCCUUUAUUUUAAAAGGCUGCCUAGGACGAUGAUCAAUGAUUUCAUUUGUUAAUGUCCAUUUCUAGGUAUUGAUCAUUCGCUGAUAUUCUACUAUGCAUCUGCGUUCUUUAAAUUGUAUCUAUAGUAUAUCUUUUUUUUUUUUUGUUUUUUUGGGCUUGACAUUGCGGUAUUCGGUAUGAACCGUCCAACAGAAACUGAAGGAGAAAUAUAUAUACAUUCAUUCUUGUAUGAACUUCAGAAGACUGCCCUUAUAAUGGAGAUUUACACUUGCA
Messenger RNA from Coffea arabica (coffee), 2058 nucleotides. Its product is annotated as probable isoprenylcysteine alpha-carbonyl methylesterase ICMEL2. NCBI's taxonomy places the organism in Eukaryota, Viridiplantae, Streptophyta, Magnoliopsida, Gentianales, Rubiaceae. The record is from RefSeq and is a predicted model, not a curated record.